Messenger RNA from Lycium barbarum (goji berry), 1817 nucleotides. RefSeq lists its product as uncharacterized. The record is from RefSeq and is a predicted model, not a curated record. Lineage: Eukaryota; Viridiplantae; Streptophyta; Magnoliopsida; Solanales; Solanaceae. The transcript has 5 exons. The coding region runs from base 272 to 1588 and encodes 438 amino acids.
GAAACAGAGAACGAAUUUGGCUACCGGAGAGAUGAAUAUCGAAGGUGAAAAGGCUAAACAAAGUGCUUCGGAAGCAAUGCAAAGUGCUAAAGCGAAGGCAGAUGAAUUGGGUGAUUGGGCCUCUGGCAAAUUCUCCCAGUCUUCGAAAAUGAGUAUCAAAAUGUAAGCGACUUCUAGAAGAAGAAAAACAAAUUCCGUUACCGGGAAUCGAACCCGGGUCUCCUGGGUGAAAGCCAGAUAUCCUAACCGCUGGACGAUAACGGAGUGCUGUAUGCUUUGUGUGUGCAAAUUUAAAUUAACUUCAAUAUUUCAAAACGCGGAUCCUCAAAAAAUGCAUUUUACGUGUGCAUUUUGGAUGAGCCAACAUAGGUGCGAUGACUUUUUUCGGAGGUUCCACCUAGUUGGUUUCAUGUUAGCUCAAAUCAAACUUUGCUCAAUGUAUCAAGAAGAUGUGAAAGAUGCAGCAUCAGAUGCUAGAGAGACUAUAAGUUCUACUGUGUAUGAGGCUUCUCAAAAGGCUAGCGGAAUGGCAAACAUGGCAUCUGACAAAUUAGGUGAUGCAAAGAAUGUUGCUUCCGAGAAGGCAAAUCAAGCUAUGGAUGCAACAGCCGAGAUGGCUCAUUCUGCCUCAGAGAGAGGGAAACACAGUGCAUCCGAUGUGUACGACUUUGUAUCCAAGAAAGCAGAUGAUGCCAACAAUAAAGCGAAAGAGAUAGCUCAUGAUGCUUAUGACCCCACCUCCGAUAAGGCAGGGUAUGCAAUGAACACGACCUCUGACAUGGCAGCCGAUGCCCAAGAAGGAGCAAAACAUAAAGCUUCCAAGGCCUAUGAAUUUGCCACUCGGAAAGUGGAUGAUGGAAUGAAGAUAGCUUCACAAAUGGGCAGCAACGCCAAGGGGAAAGCAGGUCAAGCCAUGGACAAGACUUGGGACAUGGCGGGCAAGGCCAAAGAUAGUGCCUAUGAUGCUUACGGAUACACCUCCGAUAAGAUGAAUCAAGCAAAGGAAACGGCUUCACAAAUGGGCAGCGACGCCAAGGGGAAAGCAGGUCAAGCCAUGGACAAGACUUCAGACAUGGCGGGCAAGGCUAAAGAUAGCGCCUAUGAUGCUUACGGAUACACAUCCGAUAAGAUGAAUCAAGCAAAGGAAACGGCUUCAAAAAUGGGCAGCGACGCCAUGGGAAUGGCAGGUCAAGCCAUGGACAAGACUUCGGACAUGGAGGGCAAGGCCAAAGAUGGCGCCAAUGAUGCUUACGGAUACACAUCCGAUAAGAUGAAUCAAGCAAAGGAAAAGGCUUCUAGUAGUGUUGUUAAUGCAAAAGACACGGUGAAAGAUAAAGCGUCCAAAGCCUAUGACCAAACCAUAAAAAUGGCUACUGAUGCAAAAGACUCGAUGAGGGAUGUAUUGACGGAAGGGAAAGAUAAAGCUUUCAAUCAAUAUGAAGAUGCCAAAUCAAAGGUUCACGAAACUUGUAAGUAUGCGAAGGAUACUAUGACUGAGCAAGCUAAGGAAAAGUAUGAAGCUGCUAAAGAGAAGGCUUCAGAUGCUGCUGGCAACCUUGGCCAAAAGAUGAGAAGUACAGAACUAUGAGGAGUACUCCUAUACGGAAUCUUUCGUUUCACAUAGCCUUUGUUGAAUGUUCAGGUCAUCUUAUGAGUUGAGCUUAGAUUGGCACUUGUUAUGUUUCUUUUGUUUUCUUGAAGUGUCUCUUUAACUAGUCAUUGCAGUAACACCCUACUGAUGAACUUAAUUCUGUACGUUCUUUUCUUCGGUUGUUGAGCACUGUAAAUCGUAAUGAGGAGCAUUUCUUAGUGUAGCA